Drosophila montana is the source of this 1312-nucleotide messenger RNA. RefSeq names its product Arginine kinase 2 (gene Argk2). Lineage: Eukaryota; Metazoa; Arthropoda; Insecta; Diptera; Drosophilidae. Bases 87 to 1229 code for a protein of 380 amino acids. The record is from RefSeq and is a predicted model, not a curated record. Gene Ontology annotation, molecular function: creatine kinase activity. Gene Ontology annotation, biological process: phosphocreatine biosynthetic process. The transcript has a single exon.
AUAUUUUACACACAUUGAAUUCUCGAACAAAAUUAACAACAAAAAUUUUUCGUUUUCAAAAUUUUUGCAGUAAUUAAAAAAAAAGUAUGAUGUCGCUACGUUUGACCCGCGGUAUAUUAAAGAAUAAUGCAAUUAGAAGUUACAGUCGAGCGCCCUGUGAAAUAAUUGAGAUAUUGGAAUCGGGCUUCGAGACAUUGUCGCAAUCCAAAUCGAAAUCGCUGUUGAAAAAGCAUUUGACCCGAGAGAUUCUCGAUAAGAUCAAGACAAAGGUAACGCCCUCGUACUGCUCGACGCUGUUGGACUGCAUCCAGUCCGGAUUGUGCAAUCACGAUUCGGGCGUUGGCAUCUAUGCGCCCGAUCCGGAGGCAUAUUCGACAUUUUCGGAACUCUUCGAUCCGAUUAUCGAGGACUAUCACAAGGGUUUCAAGAAAGCUGAUAAGCAUCCGGCCACAUGUUUUGGCUACGGUUCCGAUUUUCCCAAUCUCGAUCCGGAGGAGCGAUUCAUUGUGUCGACGCGCGUCCGUUGCGGUCGCUCCCUUAAGGAUUUCCCCUUCAAUCCCUGCCUGACCAAGAAGGACUAUCGCCACCUGGAAUGCAUGAUCACCAAAGUCUUAAAGACGCUAUGCAACGAUCAUGCCGGCAAAUAUUUGCCGCUCAGCUGCAUGGAGCCGGAGCAACAGCAGAAGCUCAUCGACGAACAUCUGCUGUUCAAGGAGGGCGAUCGCUUUCUGCAGGACGCGAACGCGUCGCGCUUCUGGCCGACGGGACGCGGCAUAUUCAUCAACAAGAACCGCACGUUUCUCGUGUGGGUCAACGAGGAGGAUCACAUCCGUGUCAUAUCCAUGGAGAAGGGCGGCGACCUGGGCCGAGUCUACGAGCGCAUGAUCAUCGGCGUCGAGUCGCUGGCGCAUUCGCUCAAAUUCAGCCACGACAAGCGCCUGGGCUAUCUCACCUUCUGUCCCUCCAAUCUGGGCACCACCAUUCGCGCCUCCGUGCACAUCAAGCUGCCCAAUCUGGGCGCCGACAGGGCCAAGCUCGAAGAGCUGGCCAACAAAUACAAUCUGCAGGUGCGCGGCACCGCCGGCGAGCACUCCGAGGCCAAGGGCGGCGUCUAUGACAUCUCCAAUAAGCGGCGCUUGGGCCUCACCGAAUACCAGGUCGUCCUCGAGAUGCACAAGGGCAUCAGCGCCCUGAUCGAUGCCGAGUGCCAGGCGGGCUCUCAAAAAUAAUCAUACCCUUAUUUGUUAUCAAUACUUUUUCCAGCUGCAACUGUCGAUCAUUUUAGCCAGCAUAAUAAAUAGUGUAUAUUAAA